Rhipicephalus sanguineus (brown dog tick) is the source of this 1536-nucleotide messenger RNA. Its product is annotated as solute carrier family 41 member 1. The transcript is spliced from 7 exons. The record is from RefSeq and is a predicted model, not a curated record. Gene Ontology annotation, cellular component: plasma membrane. Gene Ontology annotation, molecular function: monoatomic cation transmembrane transporter activity. Gene Ontology annotation, biological process: monoatomic cation transport. NCBI's taxonomy places the organism in Eukaryota, Metazoa, Arthropoda, Arachnida, Ixodida, Ixodidae. The coding region runs from base 29 to 886 and encodes 285 amino acids.
CGCAACGUGCUAAUAAAACAGAACGGUGAUGGUUCUGGUGGUCGCGUACUCUAACCGCUGCCGCAUCAACCCGGACAAUGUGGCCACAUCGGUGGUAGACGCACUCGGCGACAUGACUACGCUGGCCAUAUUGGCUGGGUUCUCUACUCUUCUGUAUGGAUACAUAUCCAAGCCCUGGAUCGCCAGUGUGUUCGGCACGGUACUGGUUGUUUUGUGCCCUGCGUGGGUGUACCUGGCGCGCGGCCACCCGACCUCGAGGAAAGUACUGGCUGUUGGCUGGUGGCCCAUCAUCGUCGCCAUGAUCAUAUCCAGCAUUGGCGGCUACAUUCUUGACCUGGCCGUGACCCACUUCAGCGGACUGGCCGUGUUUCAACCAGUCAUCAAUGGCGUCAACGGCAACCUGGCGGCUAUUCACGCAAGCCGGUUGUCGACGCUCUUUGCGCAGCGCUCUGAGCUUGGCUUUCAUCCAGAGGACGACAAGCGCCACUGCGUUGACCCUCUCACGGGACUAUGCGGAAGCAAUCGGCAAGCACGGGUGUCCCAGCUGUUGCUGCUGCUCUCGAUUCCGGGACACGUGCUCUUCGUGCUACUCAUCUUCGCGAUCAGCGACGCUCACGUUCGGCUCACCGUGGCAUUGGUGUUCUCCUAUCUGGUCGCCUCCAUCGUGCUGCUGACCGUACUGCUGUACCUGGCCCGCUGUGGAGCGUACUGGAUGUGGCGACGCAAGAUUGACCCGGACAACGCGCUCAUUCCGCUCUUGACGGGCUUCGGAGACCUGUGCGGCACCGGUUUCUUGCUGCUCGCAUUCCUCUUUCUCGAAAGCAUCCAAGACGACAGCGUCACCGGAUUUUUGGGCCUGGCCGCUAAUCACACGACAGCCAGCUGAACUGCUGUGGACCGCCGCUCGCGAGACCCGCGCUGGCUGGCCCAUGUGCAUUCUCGCGAGGCGUGCUCGAAGACGUGCCACCGAAAACCAAGACGAGGGCCACCUGUGCUUGACACGGCGACCACCUACGUUUCGACAACGAUCGCGUACGGCCGUGCCACCGCCACGACGGCUACAAACGCGGCAACUGAACAACUGCUCACUGUAAUUAGCGAUGUAUAUCUAACUGCACGGAUGGAAAAUUCUCAGUGCCGAACAAAAUGCUUCCCCUACAUUUGCAUUUCCAAACGAAUACUUGCGUGCGGUUCAAGUUCAAGUAUCUCCGACGAGUGCGCAGCGGGAUGUUACUUAUUCGGCAAAUAGAAGUGAUCCCGCAGUCAACCAUCACGUGACCUACAUUACAUUCGUUAUACCGCCCCCGGGAGCGGCCCGUUUUGCCGUGACACUGCUUGCAGGCUUGUGUGUGUCAUUGCCGGGCUAUAGAGGGGAGACGCGACGCCCGCGAAUUAUUGCGUAGAGAACAGUAGUCAAACUGUCAUCCAUAGAAUUAGUUAAUAUGGGCACACAUAUAACCCGAUUCGGGCAGUCGUGUUUAGAUGGUGCUUCGGAUAUUGCGUCAUGCAAAAGACGAAGCACGACGUGAAAGAAAA